AUGGACUUGGACUCGGCACCACAGCCUAUGGGGCGCAGGUCCAGCCGCCAUGCGUCAAUCAGAUCAGAGGACUGGCCGGCGACGGACCCUAUGGCAUUCUCCUCGCGUCGCGAGAGGAGGAAUUCGGGACCACAACUUAUGAGGCGCAGGUCCAGCCGCCAUGGGUCAAUUCGAUCAGAGGACUGGCCGGAGGCGGACCCUAUGGCAUUCUCCUCGCGUCGCGAGAGGAGGGAUUCGGGACCACAACUUAUGAGGCGCAGGUCCAGCCGCCAUGGGUCAAUUCGAUCAGAGGACUGGCCGGAGGGGGUCGCCAUGUCACUCUCCCCCCACCGCGAGCGGAAGCACAGCGGAGAACGAAACGGCGGGGUUAAAGUCUUGAGUGAUGGCCGGCUUGAUAUAAAGAUCAACGAGCAAAUGCCGCAGCUCGCAGGGCUAUUGAAUCGCAUCCAAACGUCAACAAAACCACCCGACCUAGAGGCUCUAGAGUCACAACCGACCCCAGAAGCAAUGCCGAAAGAUGAUGGCAAAGAGUUUCCACUGAAGCUGAAUAUCGUCGUUCAAGUGAUCGGAUCUCGGGGUGACAUCCAACCGUUCGUUGCGCUAGGCAAAGAGUUGAAGGCCCAUGGGCACCGCGUACGGCUAGCAACCCAUCUUGUUUUCCGGGAAUUUGUACUCGAGGGCGGCUUGGAGUUCUUCAACAUAGGCGGUGACCCCGAGGAGCUGAUGGCAUUCAUGGUCCAGAAUCCCUCUCUACUUCCUGCGUUCAGCACGAUUCGCAGUGGAGCCAUCCAGAAACGCCGGCGCGAAAUGAAGGAAAUUAUAUACGGCUGUUGGAAGUCAUGUGUUGAAACAGGCGACGGUACAGAUCUGCAUCAAAUCAAAGAGGAUCUCUGGAGUGAGAAGAUGGACUAUCGUCGGAGGCCAUUUGUUGCUGAUGCAAUAAUCGCUAAUCCACCCAGCUUGGGCCAUAUUCAUUGCGCACAGCGGCUGGGAAUUCCACUUCAUAUGAUGUUCACAAUGCCCUGGUCGGCUACCCAGGCGUUUCCGCAUCCUUUGGCCGUUCUCCACCAGCAGGAGUGCAAGCCAACAGUUGCAAACCUGAUAUCGUAUACUGUUGUGGAUAUAAUGAUUUGGGAGGGAUUGGGAGACCUUGUCAAUUCGUGGCGGAAGAGAUGCCUCGCACUCGAUCCGUUAGAUGGGAUCACGGCGCCGAGUUUGCCCCAGCGUCUCGGUGUUCCGUUCUCAUAUCUGUGGUCGCCGGCCUUGUUGCCAAAGCCACGCGACUGGGAUGACCACAUCGAUAUUUGCGGUUUCAGCGUGCUACCUAAAAAGUCAGACUACCAGCCUCCAAAAGAGAUUAUCGAUUUCCUCAAUGCAGGACCCACCCCACUCUAUGCUGGAUUCGGCUCUAUUGUGGUAGAAAACCAAAUCAAAUUAACUAAAAUCGUGUUCGAAGCGAUUAACAAUGCCGGCCAGCGUGCAAUCAUUUCAAAGGGCUGGGGAAACCUCGGAGUCGACGAAGUCGAUGUACCAGAUAAUAUCCUCAUCAUCGGCAGCGUACCACAUGACUGGUUAUUCCUCCAUGUAUCAUGCGUGAUUCACCACGGUGGUGCGGGUACCACUGCCGCAGGACUUGCUCUUGGACGUCCGACCAUUAUCGUUCCCUUCUUUGGAGAUCAACAGUUCUGGGGAGGAAUCGUUGCGGCUGCUGGGGCCGGGCCGCAGCCUGUGCCUCACAAGCAACUCACAGCUGAGAAAUUAACCGACGCAAUUCAGACCGCACUGAAACCUUCAACCCAAGAGAAGGCGCAGGAAAUUGCGUGUAAGAUGCAGAAAGAGUCCGGUGUGCGAGAUGGGGUACGCAGCUUUCAUCGGCAUCUUAACCUGAAGACUUUACGAUGCGCAAUAUGUCCCGCUCGUCCUGCUGUGUGGCACAUUAAGCAAACUUCCAUUGGGCUCAGUACAUUUGCUGCAGCAGUACUGGUUGAAAUGGGGCUUAUCAAACCAGAGAAUGUCGCUUUGAAUCGAGCAUCGGAGUAUGACACAUACCGCAAUCCUGUAGGCCCUGUCAGUGCAGGAGCCCAGGUUCUACUCGGAGCUAUUGCGAACUUUGUGACCGGCCUCGGCGAGGUCCCUUAUGAAAUCGUUACCGAUUUCGUCAACGCCAGUCGUGCAAUAGGUCAGACUCGUGCCCAGACUGAUCCGCCAAGAAGAUUUUCAUGGAGGAAAUUCCGCAGAAGCCAAGAGUCAGACACGGAUAGUGAUGAGGAGCAGUAUCAUGAAUCCACCGAGUAUCAUGAACCCGCCGAGUAUCAUGAAUCCGCCGAGUAUCAUGAACCUGCUGAGUAUCAUGGGCCCGCCGAGUGCCAAGGACUUGGCCAGUCCAAUAACGAUGACGAUUAUGAUAAUGAUGAUGAGGAUGGUAUUGGCAUUGAUGAUAGGAUAAGCCUCGACACAAAUGACAACGAAGCUGACAACGUGAGACAUGACAAAAUGAAUCAUAAUUUACCAGCUAGCGCCGUUGGCCCGAAACAUGGCUUGCCGCGUAAUCAAUUGGAACUGCUGAGCUAUCUAGAGUCACCCAGGGGGAACGGUGUAGUCUACGAAAUACGCACUCAAGGCAGUCGAAUGUCGAAGAAGUUUUUGAAAAACAUACUCUGGCUCCCAACAGAUUUGACCCUCAGCAUGUCGAAAGGAUUCCACAAUGCACCGAGGAUGUACCACGACCAAAUGAUCAAAGAAACGCCGAAAGUUGUCGGCUUUAAGAGUGGACUCGAGGCAGCUGGAAAGGAAUUUCGAGAUGGAUUCUACUACGGUAUCACGGGAUUAGUUACCCAGCCUCGAUAUGGUGCCAAACAGCAAGGAGCGAAAGGAUUGGUUAAGGGAAUCGGGAAAGGAAUUGGCGGUGUUUUCCUUAAGCCACCAGCAGGUCUCUGGGGACUCUUUGGGUAUCCUCUAGUUGGACUUCGCAGAAAACUUCAAAAAUCAUUAAGCAGGAGCCAGGAGCUUGGUAUUAUGGCGUCUCGGAUAGAACAAGGCAUUGAAGACAUGCAGGCAUCGACUCCCGACGAACGCGCAGAGGUUGUCAGAAAAUGGCAUGUCCUUGAAGAGGAACUUCGUGUCUCUUACUGA
This is a messenger RNA of Penicillium robsamsonii, 3132 nucleotides long. RefSeq names its product putative UDP-glucose,sterol transferase. The record is from RefSeq and is a predicted model, not a curated record. Gene Ontology annotation, biological process: carbohydrate metabolic process. The transcript has 7 exons. Bases 1 to 3132 code for a protein of 1043 amino acids. Gene Ontology annotation, molecular function: UDP-glycosyltransferase activity; hexosyltransferase activity. NCBI's taxonomy places the organism in Eukaryota, Fungi, Ascomycota, Eurotiomycetes, Eurotiales, Aspergillaceae.